Messenger RNA from Helicoverpa zea (corn earworm), 8319 nucleotides. It is a transcript of the gene VGlut, whose product is annotated as vesicular glutamate transporter 1. Bases 41 to 1822 code for a protein of 593 amino acids. Gene Ontology annotation, biological process: transmembrane transport; neurotransmitter loading into synaptic vesicle; monoatomic anion transport. NCBI's taxonomy places the organism in Eukaryota, Metazoa, Arthropoda, Insecta, Lepidoptera, Noctuidae. The record is from RefSeq and is a predicted model, not a curated record. The transcript is spliced from 11 exons. Gene Ontology annotation, molecular function: L-glutamate transmembrane transporter activity; neurotransmitter transmembrane transporter activity. Gene Ontology annotation, cellular component: synaptic vesicle membrane; excitatory synapse.
GUGCAGAGUGUCAUUUGAUGUGGGACGUGCGACCGGCGUCAUGCAGGGGCUCAAUGCCGCGAAGGAGAAGGCCUCGGGGCUCUUCGCCAACAAACCCCUUCUGUUCAAAAAUACUCAAUAUGAGAACUUCCACGUUGAUCAGAAGGGUUACGAUCAGAUGUACGAUGGCGAAGACUUGGAAACACCACCAUCACCUGACCGACCCCCACCACGGCCAAUAGACAAGUACGUGCGCGCAGAAUGCCCGUGCCUGAGCGCGCGCUACACGGUGGCGCUGCUGGCCUGCUUCGGCUUCAGCAUCAUGUUCGGCAUGCGAUGCAACAUGAGCAUGGCCAAGCUCAAGAUGACGGAGAAACAAUCUCAAAACUCAACAGACAAAGCUCCAUUCGAAUGGACUGUCAGCGUCGAGUCGUCAAUAGACUCGUCAUACUUCGCCGGGUACCUCAUCACCCAAGUCCCGGGCGGUUUCCUGGCCUCCAUGUACCCGGCCAACAAGAUCUUUGGCGUGGCUAUUGCGAUGUCAGCUAUAUUCAACAUGGCGAUACCCGGAGCUAUGUCUGUGGGGCCGGCUGCCGUCGUCAUCUUGAAAGUUGCGCAGGGAUUUGUUGAGGGUGUGACGUACCCCUCGUGCCACGGUAUCUGGCGCAUGUGGGCACCUCCCCUGGAGCGCUCGCGGCUGGCAACACUAGCAUUCUGCGGCACGUACGCUGGCAUCGUCGUUGGCAUGCCACUGUCCGGUUUGCUCACGGAUUACAUCAGUUGGCAGGCGCCAUUCUACUUCUACGGAGUGUCUGGCGUCAUCUGGUACGUACUGUGGCUGUGGUUGGUGUUUGAGAGGCCCAGCAAGCACCCCACUAUCGCCUCCAAGGAAUUGACAUACAUUGAGCAAUCCCUCGGCACAGCUACUCAGGCUGCCAUGCCUGGAUUCUGGGCGACGCCCUGGAAAGCAUUCGCUACUUCACCACCAGUGUACGCUAUCAUCGUAGCGAAUUUCUGCAGAACAUGGAACUUCUGUCUGCUAGUCAUAUUCCAGUCGUCCUACUUUAACACAAGAUUUAACAUGCAAAUCACAGAGUCUGGGUUUGUUGGCGCCAUUCCACAUUUAAUAAUGACGUCACUGGUGCCUAUUGGCGGCAUGAUGGCAGAUUACUUGCGUAAAAACAACAUCAUGACAACUACGACUGUAAGGAAACUGUUCAAUUGCGGAGGAUUUGGACUGGAGGCGUUCUUCUUUGUACUCGUCGCUUAUGCUAAUAACAAGUACGUGGCGACAAUAGAGCUGACGUUAGGAGUGGCGUGCAGCGGCUUCGCCAUCUCGGGCUACAAUGUGAACCACCUGGACAUAGCGCCGCGGUACGCUUCCAUCCUCAUGGGGCUCUCUAACGGCAUCGGCACCAUCGCUGGCUUCGUAGUACCCAUCGUUAUUGACUAUAUGACGCAGGAGAAGAAUCAACUGGAGAAAGCCAUAACGGAGUGGCGCGCUGUGUUCCUGAUGGGGGCCACAGUGCACUUCGUGGGCAUCACCAUAUACGCGAUCUUCGCGUCAGGAGAGUUGCAGCCGUGGGCCGAGACGGCGGUCGAAGAACCUCAUGUCAUGAAAUCUUUAGACCAUGAAACUACUUUUACGGAGAAGCCAUCAGCGCCACUAAAGGGCAGUGAGCAGGCCGGGUACGGUGCCAUAGCGCCCCCGCGGCCGCCGGCGCCCGGCGCGCACGUGCCCAAUAAUCCCUUCGUGUCGGGCGCGCUGUACCAGGCCGAACCCGUGCAGCCACCCGCGCACGACUACUACGAGGGACCCGACGCGCAACAACACUACGACUAGAUACGUCACUGAGACGUCAAGACUUGCUUCCUGCGUUCACAUUACGACAUAACGUCUCAUAGCGCCAACUUCAGUCUUCGGGCUUGUCGAACUAUUUGUUUUGUAUAGAUAGACCAUCAAUCAGCUACUGUUUGCGUAUCAACCUUAGCAUAUGAAGAGUUAACAGCAUAUUCCAGUUCAUAAAAUAAUGUCGAAGGCUGUAUGAAACAAAAGCUCUCGAUGUUUUGUGGUAAUGUAAAUGUCACUUGAAACAGGCGUGAGAAGUAUUGUCAACAUUAUCUCUAUCUUUAAUGGUAAUAGAUGAAUAUUAAAACUUUUACAAAUAACUCUGACACCAGUUCCCGGAACAGCGGUUCGCCGUGUGGCUCAUAUUUUUAUAGGAAAAGUAUAUUGUUCUCAUGGUUAGCUUGUAUGUUAAAUCGUUUAGCGUUUAGGCGUAAAUUGAUUUAUUUAUCAAAAACUAAUUUCUCGUCGUUUCUGUUACUCAUAACAUUAAGAUUACCAAAUCUGAGCUUUAUACUUACAUGUCACGCUUGAGUUAAUCUAAUCGGCAUCAACUUACGUACCUGUUUUAUUAACAUUUGUACAUGUACAGGUGUAUAUAAAUUAUAUUGGCAUAUCACAGUAGAACAUAUUUAAAUUGGUCCCUGGAUGGUUUAGCUUAGUAAUCAAAUUUAUAGAUGGUUUUGCGUCAUAAUAUCGUACUUAAUAAAAUUAAUGGUUACUGUAACAUUUCUAGUCCUUGUUACUAAGUUUCAUAAAACUGUUGUAAAAUGUUUAUAAAUAUUUACGAAAUAAUUGAAUUGUUCAAAUUUAGAAUUGUAUUUAAUUGGAUGCGUAAAUGUAUAUGUAUCAUAGGAGUAGACAUUGAAAUAAAAUGUUAUUACUAUAAAGGGAAGUAAUGUAAUCAUUCUUGUUGAUAUUUUUAUUGUUGUUUUUUUUGCAUUAUUUCUGUUGAAUUUGCAAAGUAGAUGUUGAAAUAUUGUUAUAUAAUUUUACUAUUAUAUUUUAGUCACGUGUAAAUAUUAAAUAGUGAUAAAAUAGAAUGGAAAAUAUUUUGAUUAAGAUUUAAUUUGUGAUUGUACCUAAUGGAUAUAUGAGUGUUUGGCUGGUUGUAAAGAACACAUUUCUCUUCCUUUAGCAACUCUUUCUACACUUUGAUAAUUUGAACUUCUUGUAAUCUUCAGCUUAGUCUUGACAAUGAAUUUCUACGUGAAAAUAAUGAAAGCUACUUUAAAUGGCUAUAUUCAAUAUUUAAAUAAAAAAAUAACAAUUACAGUUUGCGUAAUUAUUUGGCUUAUAAAUCGAAAUUAAAUAAAAAACAUAUAAAAAAAAAACAAAAAGAAAAUUUCGGUGUAGUAAUUUUCAGAAAGAUUUCCUUUUAAAUUUUUUUGCAAUGAAAUAAGUAUAGUUUAUAAGAGUGUACCCACAUAAUAAUAAUGUGAUAAUAUAGUAGAUUGGAUAUUAUAACUUGCAUCAUAGUAGCAGUGCAUGCAGCUAACCCUUUAUAAAUUAAUUUAUUGAGUAGGAUAACUUCUUACACCUAUACCAACAUUAUUUUUAUUGCACUUUACGACGUAGUAUGCACCGACUUGUAGAUAGCUAGUGCUAAAUAUUUGAAUGUUAAAGAAAAAGUUCAAAUACUUAAAUGUACAUAAAUAAAAAAUACCUUAAUAAUUGCACAUUAAUAUUCCAUUGCUUCGUAGGAUUCAAUACUUAUAUAUACUUAAAUUAGUUACAAUAAUUAUGAAUGAAUAACCUGCUAUAGAUAUAAUGACAUAGCUUCCCAUUCUUCAUUCCCGAUUAAUAAUUUCAAAUAGCAGGAAGCUCAUAAUAAAAAAUAAAUUAGUGAUAAAGUAGCUAGUAUUAUUAUUAUAUCGUGCAAGUAAAUAAAACGCAAAUACAUCGCGUUAUAGGGUUAAGGCGUAUUGACAAUAAAAUGACCGACUGACAGACCGACGAUACAUAGUUCUAGUCAUUUUAGGGUUAAUCACUCAUGCUGCUCACUGCACAAUCCCUUUUAGUUUCAUAGUUUUAAUUUUAGUGAUCGUAAGACAAUAAUUUACGAUUUUAUAUGAAAAUAAUGAGCUCAAAAGCGAAGGUAAAUAAAGGACAAUAAUAUCUGACUGGUGGUGUUUGAGACCAACGAUCACUCGUUACAAUGCGCACUUAGGUAAUGGUUAAGGAAUGGAAGAGGCGUAGAUACUCUUACCUUAUUGCCUUGCUUAUUUACUUAUUUCCUCAAAAAUAUUCCCAAACACCUGUAACAAGUAAAGUAAUUGAACAAAUGGACGUGCAAAUAAUUUCUUUUAAAUAUUCCAUGAGACGCAAGAAUUUAUUAACUAAAACCAAAAUAGAUAGCCGAGAGUUUUUGAAACGCAUGAAAUUAAAACUCAACAGAAAAAUGUAAAUAAUAUCGGUGAUUCAAUUGAACAUUUGAAAAAAAGAAACAAAUGAAACAAACAAAAUCUUGUAAUAGAUUUGCUUGUUCUAAAGUCAGAAGUAAAAAACCAGCAAUCAUGAGUAGGAACGUUUGACCUAAUAAUAAACCUUGUACAUAAAAUAUAUAUUAUAUUUAAAUAUAAAAUAAACAGUACUUAUAGUAUCUGCGACAGUGACGAAGGACAUAAUAAUGUAGCUACUUAGAUAUAUUCGUGUAGGAGUAACAGUUUGUUGGACAUGGGUGAGAAUUAUCAUCUCGGAUCCGUUUUCAUUUCAGUUAUAUAUUACUAAGUGAACACAAAUAGUCACAGAUUAAGAUAAUUAUUUAGUUUUGACAAAAUAAAACCGCUUUUCCUCGGGAAUAAUCACUGCUUCUUAUUUGCCAAACAUCAUCUUAAUUGUAGAAUCUUUAAUCAUUCACUCUUAUGUAAAUCGCCGUGUGAAAACGGUUCAUUUUAUUUUUAGACUCACAUAAAAUACAUUGCUUAACAAAAAAUAACGACGUAACAUAUAACAUCUUUUAUAUAUUUUCAUAUCAAAUAACCGAAUUUAAUUUUAAAAUAUUUUUUAUAUAACAUUAAAUUAUAGACUUAAUUAAUUAUAUAGUAUAAAGCAAAGUCGUUGUUUUAAAUAAUCUCUACGCCGUCAAUUCUGUGAUGUAAAAAUACUUUGACUAACUUUGAAAGGAAUUAAUUGAGUGUGUAGUGAUUUGUAUCUAUUUAUAUCUAAAUAAAAUCUCCUAUUCUUAUGUUAGCGAUAUUAAAUCAGUUAAAAUGGUUAAUAGCCGAAGAGAAAGUAAAAAUCAGGGAAGACAUAAUCGCUAGAAGGUUGACUUUCAAAAAUUUUAGUCUUUGGUUUAAGUACGUCGAACUUAGAUAUUGAUUGAUAAAUAAGUGUAAUCGCAUAUCACUGAAACUUACAUUUAAUAUCUUACCUCAUAAUUAGAAACAUGAUCUUAACAGUUUUAAUAAACUAGUAGUAUCAAUUUUAAAGCUGACAGGCAAACUGGUAUUUUCGUGUUAAUUUAAAGUAUGUUGGCCGGGGAAUGUGCAUAGAAUAAUAUAAGGACUGUUUGAAGACAAGUUGUAUAAUAUAAUUAAAUAUAAUAUGUAUAAUAUUUCUAAUGAUAAUUUUCACAAUGUCCAAAGCUAUGGCGGAAAGGGUACGGAUCCCCCACGCACUUGUUGACGCGCGCACAUUAUACUCUGUGAACGAGUUAUAUAUGUAAAAUUAAUUAUAAUAAGUAACAUUGUAUACAGUUUUUUUAUGCUACGUUUUUAACGUCUUGCAGUGAUUAGCAAAAGUAAAAAAAUAAUUUAUUAAUACAAUACUAAAUACACGAUUUUAGUAAAAAACGUAAUUUAGUAAAAAGUUACUUACAAUUUUGUUUCGUGAAUACUUUUCUUGUAUUAAAUACUCAAAAAUCGCUGCGAAGAAGUACAAUAAUAUAAAAUUAAGAUAUACAAUAGGCUUAUGAUAAGACAAUAAUAUUAAACGGGGUGAUCUCACUCCAUAAGGCUGUGGUGACAAUAAAGCUUGAUAAAGCGACCCUUAGCUGUAAAUAUAACAAUAAAUAAGACAAUACUUUAUAAUUAGGUAUACUCGUAUUAAUACAAAUAAAUAAUUUUAAGUUUAAUUAAUAUACAUAUUCAUAAAAAUAAUUUACAUUUGCAAUAUUUUUAUUACAUUAAUUUGUGGCGUAGAAAUAGACAGUUCAUUGUUUAUUUUUUUUUUUCUACUUUUAUAGUAUGUUUUUAAAUUAAAAAAUAUAUUUUUUUAUUAAAAAAAAAUAUAUAUUAAUAUAUUUGUGUCAGAACUGCUAAUUUCAACAACUUCAUAUUCAUUUUUUUCAUUAGUAUUAGAAAAGAAAAAGGCGGUGUAGAAAAAUAAAUAAAUAUAAACUAGUUUAAAUUAGGUUAGGUAUUACUUGCACGGAAGCACUGUCACAAGUCAAUUAUUGAUUAGGCUCAUGUUUAAGGAUUUGCUUUCAAAGUCCUGAUAGUAUCGACGCUAAAUGAUUUUGUAAAUAUUUUGUGUCGCUUCUUUCACAGUUUGUAGAAAUGCUACGCGUAAACUUUUAGUUGACAGCUGAUUUUUGUUAAGCUAGAUAUGGAAAUAUUAUUUGAUAGAGUUUACUACAUGGUUUUAGAAUCCAUAAAAUAUGGUUCAAAAUAUAGAUCGCAAGAAGCGUAUAAAAAUAACUUAGACCACCUGCACUUAUGAACUUUAUCAAUCACAAUCUCAUUCACAUAUGGAUUUUAAAACCGUAGUUUACCAUAGAUUUGCUAUUAGAUAUCGCAAUAUUCAUUUCAGCUGAAACCUCAUAAUUUUGAUCUAUGUUAGGUUAAAUAAGUAUACGGAAGUAGUGCCGGUUACGGACGCAUUAAAACGGUAAACUCACUGAAUUUCAUCAAAUAAUAAAUCUUUCAAAUACAAGCAGAACAAAAAAAUAUCAAAUGUCGUAUGGUUGUUUAAGUAAUGUGUCAAUGCUUUUGGAAUACCUAUUGAAUAAUAGUCUGUCAGAAUUCCCAGUGUAGAACACUUCAUUGUUUAACCGGCACUGCGGAUUAGACUUCGCUUUUUGACAAUAAUAUUUUAUGCUAGAAUAAAGUUGCAAGCAAAAGUUCAGUUUCAAUCUGGCCUAUUAAGAUUUAGUGUGUACAUAAUGGCGUAGAAUAACAACAUUUAUUACAUAAUAACACAGUAUAUAAUAACGGUAAAUCUUAAAGCACUCCUCUUAGGGGAAAAGUACUAGUGCCACGAAAAUUUUAAGAAAAUUUCGUCUCAUACCAGCCAAGGGAAUAACCGUUUAAUUAGGACUUAUAGAUUCUUAAUUAGACUAGAGCUGAGAAAAAAUAAAGAUAAUGAGAUUAUGUAGCAGAUUGGCAGGAGAUUGUAUGAUAAGAUAAAAAUUGCUAUAUUAAACUUAGGUAAGUAAUUCUAAGUAAGAUAGAGUGAGAUCCUUUGAUAGCUUAGGAUAUUAAAAAACAAGUUAGUAGUAGUAAGACAGAAGCAUAACUGGCGCAUGUAGAGUACUUUCAAAUUACCUUCAAAUUGUAUAUCGUCAUUAAAGUAUACAUAUAUUUUCACGUAAGUAAACGUACGUAAGUCUCUUUCAACAUUCAUUUUUUAGUAUAAAUUAUUAAUUUUACAAAGUUUAGUAUGCAUGUUUGUCCCUCAGAAUACAAGUUUUAAUUUGUACCAAGAGUAAGUACUUUGCGUAAAUAUUUAAUUUAAAGGAAGGGUAAUGUGUGCUUGGACAACUCCUACGAUACAACGAUUCUUACUUACUCUAAUCUGACGUCAUUAAUUAAGAUUUAUUUAUAGUUGUAAUACUUUGUAGUUGAUGAUUUUAAGUGUUUUCGAAAAUUUUGCUCCUUUUCCGUUCUAUGUUCGAUUUUUAGCACAUGUUCCAAAUUGAAAAUUGCGGUUAUUUGCUUAAUAUGAACGAUUUGAUCGUUUGUGUAUCCCAGCACAAUAAAGUUAAAUAAAGAUGUAUAUUUUUUAUUUCUCUAGGUCGCUGAUGAUUUAAAAUUUGAUGGAGCUUUUUCAUGUUUCGUUUUUAAAUAGAUAUGUAAGAUUAUAAUAUUAUAAUAGGAAAAUAUAAAUGUAAAUACUUAUUUAUCCGCCUGUCAUUCUUCAUAAAUGUUAAUUAGAAAAAUAUUAUUUAAAAAGAAAAUCUAAAAAUUGUCUAAAAGGAAUUAAUUCCUAGAUAAAUGCAUUGAUUUGAAACUUUCUAGAAGAUUGGAACUAUUCUGAUAGUCCAAUAAGUGGAUUUUUACGUUUUUGAUUAACGUAUCUAUAAUUACUUAAUAAAUUAGGCUAAGAUUUAUCUCUUAACGGUUGUUCCUUUUUUACUUGUAAUUGAUCUCAUCUGAUCUCAUAAAUGCACCGUAUGUAGUGUGUAAAAUAUUUGUUAAUGAUUAAUUAUAAUUAUCACUGUUCCGUAGAACAUAAUCCGUGUAUUUCUAUUAAAUGUGCUUGCUGUUACAAUUGUACCCUUUUGUCGUUUCAAAAUGGUAACAUUAUCUUCCCUAAUAUAUGUUUUAAAUUUA